Messenger RNA from Oryza brachyantha (malo sina), 1360 nucleotides. Its product is annotated as CBBY-like protein. The transcript is spliced from 8 exons. NCBI's taxonomy places the organism in Eukaryota, Viridiplantae, Streptophyta, Magnoliopsida, Poales, Poaceae. Bases 209 to 1168 code for a protein of 319 amino acids. Gene Ontology annotation, molecular function: hydrolase activity. The record is from RefSeq and is a predicted model, not a curated record.
CUCAGAGAGCCAGAGGCGAAGGAGAGACGAGGAGGCAAGAGAGACGUGUGUGGUGGGAAACAAGAUCAUCACGCACCCGGCUCCCGCCGCGUAGCGUCCAAACUCCACAUGGCGCGCGCUAUCCACUGAUCAGCGCCGCCACCCCCCUCCAUCCCUCCCCUCCCUCGGUGUCACGUCCCCAGCUCCCCGAUCGCCAGUUCACUUCGCCAUGGCCCCCGCGGCCGCCGCCGCCGCCUCAUCCACGCUGCUCCGCGCGGGGACCUUCUCGACCGCCCGCUCCGGCCAUUGCCUCCCCACGAGGGUAGCCGCCGCGAGCAGGACGCCGGCGGCUGCGCGUUCUCCUGCCACCACCUGCCUCUCCGUCGGGGCGAGGAGGCGGGGAGCCGAGGCCGUCCGCGCCUCCGCAGGUGGCGCGGCGCCCGCGACGUCCCUGCCGGCGGCGCUGCUGUUCGACUGCGACGGCGUGCUGGUGGACACGGAGAAGGACGGCCACCGCAUUUCCUUCAAUGAGACAUUUGCCGAGAGGGAAUUAGGUGUGAGCUGGAAUGUUGAGCUGUAUGGAGAACUGCUCAAAAUAGGUGGCGGCAAGGAAAGGAUGACAGCGUAUUUCAACAAAACAGGGUGGCCAGCUAAAUCACCAAAGACUGAUGACGAAAGAAAGGAGUUUAUUGCUUCAUUACACAAAAGGAAAACAGAAUUAUUCAUGGCUCUUAUUGAGAAGAAGUUGCUUCCACUCCGUCCAGGUGUUCAAAGGUUAAUUGAUGAAGCCCUAGGAAAAGGGGUGAAGGUUGCAGUAUGCAGUACAUCAAAUGAGAAAGCUGUUUCAGCAAUUGUUUCAUGUUUACUGGGCCCUGAUCGUGCAGAAAAAAUUACCAUCUUUGCUGGGGAUGUGGUUCCUCGCAAAAAACCUGAUCCAGCAAUCUACAUACUAGCAUCCACCACACUUGGAGUCGAUCCAUCUAGCUGUGUUGUUGUUGAAGACAGUACCAUUGGGCUUGCAGCAGCCAAAGCUGCUGGUAUGAAGUGUAUCGUCACAAAAAGCGGAUACACUGCAGAAGAGGACUUUGGGACAGCUGAUGCUGUGUUCGAUUGCAUUGGUGACCCUCCAGAAGUUCGCUUUGAUUUGGAGUUCUGCGCCAACCUCCUCCAGACACAAUUCGUAAGCUGAAGAAGCAAACGGCCAAUUUCACCGAUAUCGUAUAAAUCCUACUAGUAUAUAAAUUGUUGCCCAAGUUUGUGAAAAGUGGCAAUGGUCUCCGUAAAGUUGCUAAUACAAAAGUCAAAAGGAACAACGCUGUUUUACAUGUAAUUGAACAUCAUAAAGCCCCAAGUUUUAUGGUUUAGUCGCUUGGCAUGCUGA